UCCUCCCGCUUCGCGCUCUCCCGCUUCUUCUUCGGCUCGGCGUGGUCGCGUAAAAUCUCCAAUAUUUAUUUCCUGUACGUGAAGAGGAAAGGGGGUCCCCCCUUCGUGCAAUGCGGGAACAUGGGCGUGUUUGACCGCGGCGUUCAGAUGCUGCUGACCACGGUGGGCGCCUUCGCCGCCUUCAGCCUCAUGACCAUCGCCGUGGGCACGGACUACUGGCUCUACUCCAGAGGAGUGUGCAAGAUCAAGACGAGCAACGAGAACGAGACCAGCAAGAAGAACGAAGAAGUCAUGACCCACUCCGGCCUGUGGAGGACGUGCUGCCUGGAAGGAAACUUCAAGGGACUGUGUAAACAGAUAGACCAUUUUCCAGAAGACGCAGAUUACGAAGCGGAUGCCUCCGAGUACUUCCUGCGUGCUGUGAGAGCGUCCAGUAUAUUCCCCAUCCUCAGCGUGAUCCUGCUCUUUAUGGGUGGUCUCUGUAUCGCUGCCAGCGAGUUUUACAAAUCCCGCCACAACAUCAUCCUCAGCGCCGGGAUUCUCUUCGUUUCUGCAGGCCUCAGUAACAUCAUCGGCAUGAUCGUGUACAUAUCAGCGAACGCGGGGGACCCCACCAAGAGCGACUCCAAGAAGAACAGCUACUCGUACGGAUGGAGCUUCUACUUCGGCGCCUUGUCCUUCAUCAUGGCUGAGAUGGUGGGGGUUCUGGCCGUCCACAUGUUCAUCGACCGGCACCGAGAGCUGCGGGCAGGGGCGCGGGCAGCGGAUUACCUGCAGGGCUCGGCCAUCACGCGAAUCCCGAGCUAUCCGUACCGCUACAGACGGCGCUCACGAUCCUCCUCGCGCUCCACCGACCCCUCACACUCCCGGGACGCCUCGCCGGUGGGGCUGAAGGGCUUCGGGGCGCUUCCGUCCACCGAAAUCUCCAUGUACACACUGACCAGAGGGGGCGACACGCUAAAAGGCAGCCACGGGACCCCCACGGCCACCUACAACUCAGACAGGGACCACAACUUCCUGCAAGUCCACAACUGCAUCCAGAAGGAGCUUAAAGACUCGUCCCACACCAACACAGCCAACCGGCGCACCACGCCUGUAUGAGGAAGCGAGGAAGUGGAGAGCGUAAAGAGGGGACAGAGCCGAAAAAGCCCUAAGAUAUUACUGAAUUUCAUAAACGUUGAGUUCUCAUAUUCCUUGAUUAAUUAAGAAGAGCUGGGAAGAUUUUCUUGGUUUAUUUUCAAGGGUUUACAUGUAUGCAUGAUUUUAUUUGCCAUUUAUCAUCAGUGGAAUGAGCGCGGCCUGUAUGGGUUUGGAGAAAGUGGAAGGGGGGGCGUUUGGGAGGGCAGACAGACUCGGGGGAGGGGGUUAUUUUACAUCCUAGGGCAAGGGUGAUUGAGGAGCUGUAGCUUAUGGAUGUGCUUCAGCACUGUUUUCAGCGUCUCCAUGGGACGAUGAUAAGCUACAGCAUCUCCUUUCUACUGUCGUUAACAUAUUGAUUUGCUCAUUUAGUUUUUUUUGCAUAAGAAACUGUGAAAU
Molecule: messenger RNA, 1536 nt
Organism: Colossoma macropomum (tambaqui)
Lineage: Eukaryota; Metazoa; Chordata; Actinopteri; Characiformes; Serrasalmidae
Gene: cacng2a
Product: calcium channel, voltage-dependent, gamma subunit 2a
Exons: 4
Coding region: 121-1101 (326 amino acids)
Biological process (GO): neurotransmitter receptor transport, postsynaptic endosome to lysosome; calcium ion transmembrane transport; positive regulation of synaptic transmission, glutamatergic
Cellular component (GO): postsynaptic density membrane; AMPA glutamate receptor complex; voltage-gated calcium channel complex
Molecular function (GO): voltage-gated calcium channel activity; channel regulator activity
Source: RefSeq, a predicted model, not a curated record